UUAAAUUUUUUACAACCUGUGCCUUUGUUCAGGAUUGUAUAAAGAGACUACAGCACGGUUUGCUAUCCAACAUUUCACAUCUAACAAUGACAACUGAGAGUAUUGUGUUCUACGAAGACAGGAACUUCCAGGGAAGGUCCUAUGAGUGUAAGGGAGACACAAGUGACCUUCAUCCUUUUUUUAGCCGCUGUAAUUCUGCAAAGGUGAAGGGGGGCUUUUGGGUGCUGUAUGAGUGGCCAAACUACAUGGGCUAUCAGUAUAUCCUGACCCCAGGGGAGUAUCCAGAUUAUCAUCAUUGGAUUGGCUUCAAUGAUUGUGUCCGAUCUUGUCGUCUACUCAGGCAUGUUACUGGACAUCUCAAGCUGAAGCUCUUUGAGAGGCCCAAUUUUGAUGGCCAAACAUGGGAAGUUACAGAAAGCACCCCGUCCAUUCAGGAACGUUUCCACUGUAGAGAGAUCCAUUCCUGCAAGGUCCAGGAAGGUCCCUGUGUGUUCUUCGAGCAUGCAAACUACAGUGGCCGUCAGUACCUCCUUGAGAAGGGAGAGUACAGACGCCACACUGAAUGGGGGGCCAUGCAUCCCAUUGUGGGCUCUAUUCGUCAAAUCACCACAGACUGUUGAAUUGAAAACUUGUUGUCACUACUACUGAAAAAUAUUGAAAAAUAAAAUUCU
Messenger RNA from Cyprinus carpio (common carp), 671 nucleotides. It is a transcript of the gene crygs4, whose product is annotated as crystallin, gamma S4. Lineage: Eukaryota; Metazoa; Chordata; Actinopteri; Cypriniformes; Cyprinidae. Gene Ontology annotation, molecular function: structural constituent of eye lens. The record is from RefSeq and is a predicted model, not a curated record. Gene Ontology annotation, biological process: visual perception; lens development in camera-type eye.